CGGCCAAGUGGGCGCCGAGGGGAAGCUGUGCGAUUGUUCCCUUCCAGUGGUCGUCAGGGGGUUAUGCGCAUGCGUUAAGAUUGUAAGGGGCGCUGUUCGCUUCGCGGGGCUAUGUGGGGAGUGUGACUGGCGCUUCCAGUCUGAGUCGUCAUGAGCUUCCUGUUACCUAAACUGAGCAGCAAAAAGAAAGUAGACGAGGCCAUCAAGAGCGUGGCCGAGAAAGUCCUGGUGCUUCGCUUUGGCAGGGAUGAGGAUCUUGUCUGUUUACAGCUGGAUGAUAUUCUUUCAAAAACAGCUCAUGACUUAAGUAAAAUGGCUACAAUUUAUUUGGUGGAUGUAAACAAGGUGCCAGUAUACACCCAGUACUUUGACAUCAGUUAUAUUCCAUCGACAGUCUUCUUCUUCAAUGGGCAGCAUAUGAAAGUGGAUUAUGGAUCACCAGAUCAUACUAAAUUCAUUGGAAGUUUCAAAACAAAACAAGACUUCAUAGAUUUGAUUGAAGUGAUUUACCGUGGAGCAAUGCGUGGAAAACUCAUUGUCCAAAGUCCAAUUGAUCCUAAGAAUAUUCCUAAAUUUGACCUCCUGUACCAGGACAUUUAAUGAUCAAAUGGGAAUGAAUAGACCUUGGAAUAUGAACAUCAGAAGAAUGAUGAUGAUGAUGAUGAUUUAUUAUAUUUAUAAACUUAUAAACAAAACCUUCAAAUGUGUAACAUUUGAGGCCACAGGAGAGAAAAUAUUGACUUUUUAUCCUCAGCAUCAUAUUGGUCACUAUCGGCAGGCAGAUAUUCUGUCAUGAGUUAACUGCAGUAGCUAUUCUCAAUGUUAGCUUAAUAUAUUAGGAGUAAAACUUGUAAAGUAAAAGAACCUGUUAUAAGGUGGUUUCAAAUAAAUACUUCCAGGCUA
This is a messenger RNA of Sphaerodactylus townsendi, 903 nucleotides long. It is a transcript of the gene TXNL4B, whose product is annotated as thioredoxin like 4B. Bases 151 to 600 code for a protein of 149 amino acids. Gene Ontology annotation, cellular component: U5 snRNP; spliceosomal complex; U4/U6 x U5 tri-snRNP complex. NCBI's taxonomy places the organism in Eukaryota, Metazoa, Chordata, Lepidosauria, Squamata, Sphaerodactylidae. Gene Ontology annotation, biological process: mRNA splicing, via spliceosome. The transcript is spliced from 3 exons. The record is from RefSeq and is a predicted model, not a curated record.